CGCCCACACUGACUCGAAGCACAUGAUUAGGGGUGUUUACCUGCGUGCUAUGCGUUGCACUGGCAUACAGCUAAUCUAGCUACUGCAUGCUAACAAGUCUCUCGCUUUAUAUUGAGGAAAAAUACAAUACCACAGUGAAAGACAGUUAGUCAGCCAAGUAUCGGACAAUAUACAUCGCAUCUUCCCUGGAUUACUGCGCGUGAGGAGAUCCAUCCUUGCAUUUGUGUGUAACGUUAGCUAGCUUGCUAGCUACUUAACAUCAAGCUAGCCUGUCAGACGGGCUGUUCGAAAGUGUGGUGAGACCAGAUGAACACGUUUUAACCCUCUCUGACCACCAAAUGAAAUCCUAAAUAUCUCCAGUCCCAGCCUUCAGACAGGCACUAUGGAGGAGUCAGAUGUGGAGCAGGUGACCCUGGCCCUGCUGGAUUCAGCCAAUGACAAGGACCCAGUGGUCAGGGAGCAGGUCAGGAAGUCCAUACUGACCCUGGGGAAGCAGCAGCCUAACAAGGUCCUGUCCAUGUGCCAGGACUACCUGGUCAAGCACCCCAAGCUUGUCAUUGGGCACAGAGUUGUCAUACUGCAGACGAUUGAGCUGAUUGUGAAGACCAAGAUAGACGAUAUCAGUUACCCGAAAAUCAAAAGCAUAAUUUCUUUGGCCUCCGAUGAAAUGACCCGAUCAAAGGAUGUUGUACCUGAUUGGCAACAGGCAGCCAGCAAUAUUCUGGUUGCUGUGGGAAACAAGUACAUCAAUGACAUCAUGGAGGAAAUCCUCAGCAAGUUCCAGCCAGGGAUCCUCCCUCAUUUUUUUGUGGUCCAAACAUUAGCAAGCCUCUCUGAAUCCAAUGUUUAUGGUAUGGUGCCGUUUCUCAAUGCCAUCUUGGGCACCAUGCUCCCUAUGCUUGGCAUGGCCAAGCAGGACAACAUGAAGUGGGUGUUCUCCUCCGCUCUGUCCCACUUCAGUGAGAGUAUUCUGGAGUACCUAGCCAACCUGGACAAAGCUCCCGACCCGACGGUGAGAAAGGACACGUUCUCCAGCGACAUCUACGCGGCCUACGAUAUCCUCUACUGCAGCUGGCUCCAGAGCAGGGAAUCCAAGCUACGACUGACAGUGGCAGAAGCAGUGGGAUGCAUGAGUCACCUGAUGGCCCAUGAUAAACUGGAGGAGCAGCUUCCCAAACUCAUUCCCACAAUCCUCUCCUUGUACAAGAAGAACACGGAGCAUUACGUCAUCAGUAAGAGCCUGUGUCAAGUUCUGGAUGCUUCUGUGAACAUGGGCAGCAGAGUUCUGGAGACUCAGAUCGACAGCCUGCUCACUACUCUAAACCAGCAGGUUUGUGCACCUGUUGACUACAGCAACCCACUGACGGUGAAAAAUCACAACGAGGUAUUGAGAUGCUUCAGCAUUCUAGCCAACACCUUCCCAGACCGGCUGGUCAUGUUUGUGCUUCAGAAACUGGAGAACAGUAAUGAGAGGAUCCGUAUGGGCUCCCUGGCCGUGCUCCGACACCUCAUCAACUCCUCCACAUCCAUUAUGGAGUCGAAGAAGCUUCUCAUCCUGGCCAGCAUCAGACAACCACUGGCUGACCACAGCAAUAAGGUGAAGAAGAGGGUUGUCCAGGUGAUCAGUGCCAUGGCUCACCAUGGUUACCUGGAGCUGGAGGGAGGAGACCUGCUGGUCAAGUUUAUCAUCCAACACUGUGCUCUCCCCGACACCUACUAUCGUCCAGGCCAGCGCCCCAGUGACCCGGAGGAAGUGACCAAUGAGGCGCUGCGGAGCAUGUGUGACAACACACUUCACCUCUUCACUACGACCGUGGGACGGCUGACUGACGUCCUGUGGCCCAUGCUGCUGUACUACCUGACCCCAGGUCAGUACUCCAACGCCACCACACCGCUCUGUAAGAGCCUCACGCUGCUGGGAACCAAGAAGAGAGCCUCCCAGGAGCCCAACUUCAACAUCGACUUCAACGAGCAAGUUAAUCUUCCCUCUCCACAUAUACUGAUGGUGCGGCUCUUGGUGAAUGGUUCGUUCCCGUUCCGGAGUCGUGGCCAUGGUGCACCGUCUCUGUCUCUACUGAACGUUAUAAGUCCUAAUAUCCACCCCAACGCUGAGACACUCUGGGAGAAGGAGAUCCCUGCUCUCCUCAGCUACCUGGAAGAGUCUACCCCAGAAACACUAGACAACAAGAAAUGGGAAGAGAGUCUAUUACAGUUCCUAGCCAAGUCCCUGGUGGCCAUAGCUGAUGACAAGUGGAGCUGUCAGCUGGCUAUAGAGGCCACACGUUACCUGUCCACCUAUAACCAGUCCCUGGAAGAGAAGCGUUUCCUCUACAGGUGCGUUGGAGUGACCCUGCAGCAGUGUUCCAAUAAGGAGGUGGUCCAGAAGCAGCUCCAAGAGAUACUGAUCAGUGCACGACACAACGACGCCAUCGAGAGAGCGGGUGUCGCCAUGGGGAUCGGGCUGUGUGCAAGCAGUCAUCUCGAUGCCACUCUGGCCAAACUGGACGACUUCGGGAAAUCUGACGCCUUCAAGAAAGCCUCAGGAAUAUUCAGCCUGCUCAAAGACAAGAAUGACUUGGAUGUAGAGAAGAUGAAGAGCACGCUGAUCCUGUGUUACGGUUACGUAGCGCUCCACGCCCCAGAGGACCAGAUCCUGUCCCGCAUCGACUCAGACAUCCUCCGCAGCAUCAGUAAGCACUUCAACACCAAGGUUCUGGGAAUUAAAAUAGAGACCAAGGACCUGACCAUGAAGCUGAGUCUGAUUCAGAGUGUGGGGCUCAUAGCCAAGGCCAUCAGCACCGUCGUACGCAAUCAGGGCUACAUGUUUGUCCGCAAGCAGGAACUCAUGGGAGUCAUGAUGGAUUUUAUCAAGGCAGAACCCACGGAUGCCAUGCGGACUCCGGUUCGCCACCUUGUGAUGACCACGUGUGCCAACCUCAUUAACCUGGAGCCGGCGCUGACGGAGAAUGAGAACUUUGAUAUGCUGCGGACGUGUCUGAACGGUGUGUACGGCCUUCCCCCGGUGAACACUCCGGACAAGGACAGGGGAAAAGACGAGGAGGUGCUGGAGCCCCAACAGAGAGAGGCGUUAUACAAAGACACCUUCAAUGCUCUUCAGGAGUUAUUGAGGAAUAUUCUUGUAAGAGACCUGAGUCCAGACGGACUCCAGAGUGUAUUCAAGCACAUUGAGGAGUGGUUGAGUUCUGGUCAGGAUCAUGAGAGGGAGAGGGCGAUGAACACCACCGCUCACAUCCUGGAGUUCUACUUCAACAACCUCCACGUCAAAAACAUGGUAACCUUCCACAACCUGGGAUCUCUCCUGGGCCGCCUGGCCCCCCGAUGCACCGACCCCAACCCCCUGGUCCGCAGGGCAGCCAUCGACUGCAUCUACACACUGCUCUACAUCCAGCUACGCUACGAAGGCUUCUCUCUGGACUAUACAGACGACUCGGUGGAGAGACUGAUCACACUGAGGGAGAGCAUGGACAACCCAGACCACUCUGUCCUCUACAAGACCUGCUCCGAGCUGGCCAAGAUCAUCAGUAAGCGUCUGCCCCAGCAGCAGCUCAACACUCUGAUCUUCAUGUUGUUUGAGGGGCUGGUGGACUCCCAGUCUAACUGCUCCAGAGCCUCCAGUGUUCUACUCAACACCCUGCUGAAGCACAGAGGAGCUGGACUACAAGACCUGGUAUCAGAGAUGCUGGAGGUGCUUCACAUCCGUCUGCAGAUGAUCAGUGAGGAGCAGGUGAAGGUGUCUGUGGCCCAGUCCAUCCUCAUCCUGGCUACACAGCACCUCCAGACUGUCAUCAACACACUCAUCUCCUACCCCCUGCCCUUCGACAGUUGGAGCUGUGAGAUGUGGAUUGCCCUGGGGGCAGACAGUAAACUGGCCUCUCAGAUCAUGGAGAUGCUGAUGGAGAAGCUCAACAUCAUGGUGCCCUACGUGGACAAGAAGGAGUCCAUGAUGAGAGGAGGCCUCACCAAGGUGGCCACCAGUCACCCUCUAGCUAUGACCUGUGCCCUGAAGGAGAUGAUGCUGAACGGCCAGAGCCAGGAUGCCGUGGUGUCCCUGUUCCCCCAGCUCUUCAGCUCCCUGCUGGUCCGCCUGGGCUCCAGCCUGGGGGUCACACUACCCAAAGACAUCAACAGCUUCGGAACAAACAGAAAGAGCCCCACCAAACUGUCCGCCGGCUUCGACGUGUGCGGGGUAGCGGUGGAGGCGCUGCGGAUCCUCCUGGCCCGG
Salmo salar (Atlantic salmon) is the source of this 4243-nucleotide messenger RNA. Lineage: Eukaryota; Metazoa; Chordata; Actinopteri; Salmoniformes; Salmonidae. The record is from RefSeq and is a predicted model, not a curated record.